Messenger RNA from Mercurialis annua (annual mercury), 2122 nucleotides. RefSeq names its product DEAD-box ATP-dependent RNA helicase 53, mitochondrial-like. The record is from RefSeq and is a predicted model, not a curated record. NCBI's taxonomy places the organism in Eukaryota, Viridiplantae, Streptophyta, Magnoliopsida, Malpighiales, Euphorbiaceae. The coding region runs from base 81 to 1850 and encodes 589 amino acids. Gene Ontology annotation, molecular function: ATP binding; nucleic acid binding. The transcript has 8 exons.
UAAAACCCUAAUAAGUAUAAACCCCAAAACCCUAUAAGUGAGGCAUCAUCCUCCAUUGAAAGUUUCCCCCAUAAAUCACGAUGAUGAGCAUCAUCCUCAGAAGAUCAACUUCUCAAGCUCCGAAGCUGGCCCUGGCCUUUCACACACUCUUCCACCACCCUUUCUCCUCCACGCCGCCUGUGCUCCACAGCAACCCUAGCAGCCCCUCUGCCGGGUUUAGUACUCAUUUCAGGGAAAUUCAUGUGAAAUCCGGGCCCUUGGAUUUCAAGGCAGAGCUUGCUGCUGCACAUGAUUUCGGGUAUGAGGAAGACAAGGGUAAGGAAGAGGAGGGUCUUGAAAUUGGCAAGCUUGGCAUUUCUCAAGAGAUUGUCUCUGCUUUGGCCCGUAGGGGUAUUACUAAACUUUUUCCAAUUCAGAAAGCUGUGCUGGAACCCGCAAUGCAAGGACGGGACUUGUUUGGAAGGGCUCGUACUGGAACGGGAAAGACGCUUGCUUUCGGAAUCCCGAUUAUUGAUCGAAUCAUCCAGUUCAAUGCUAAGCAUGGCAAGGGGAGGAACCCUCUGGCUCUCAUUAUGGCUCCAACAAGGGAGCUUGCUCGCCAAGUUGAGAAGGAGUUUUGUGAGUCCGCACCUAGCUUGGAUGCCAUAUGUUUAUAUGGUGGUACACCCAUUUCUCGCCAAAUGAAGGAGCUUGACCAUGGUGUUGAUGUCGUUGUUGGCACACCUGGACGCAUCAUUGAUCUCAUGAAGAGAGGUUCUUUGAACCUCUCAGAGGUUCAGUUUGUUGUUCUUGAUGAAGCUGAUCAGAUGCUUGGUGUGGGUUUUGUCGAUGAUAUUGAAAUUAUCUUCCAGAGGCUGCCACAGAAACGACACAGUAUGCUCUUCUCUGCAACUAUGCCAAGUUGGAUUAAGAACCUUGUUAGAAAUUACUUGAAAGAUCCGCUGACUAUCGAUCUUGUUGGGGAUUCUGAUAAGAAGCUGGCUGAUGGAAUUACCCUCUAUUCAAUUGUGUCAGACAUGUAUGGAAAAGCAUCAAUACUUGGUCCUCUGAUAACUGAGCAUGCAAAAGGAGGUAAAUGUAUUGUCUUUACCCAAACAAAACGUGAUGCUGAUCGACUAGCAAAUGCUAUGGCAAGAAACUUUAGAUGCGAGGCUUUACAUGGGGAUAUUUCACAGAGUCAGAGAGAGAGAACACUUUCAGACUUCCGAAAUGGGACCUUCAAUAUAUUAGUUGCCACUGAUGUUGCUGCUCGUGGCCUUGAUGUGCCUAAUGUUGACCUGAUAAUACAUUAUGCAUUGCCCAACUGUUCGGAGACUUUUGUCCAUCGAUCUGGCCGUACUGGCCGUGCAGGUAAGAAAGGAACUGCCAUUCUUAUUUAUACACACGAAGAAACCAGGCAAGUCAGGAUCUAUGAGCGGGAAGUUGGGUGCAGAUUCACAGAGCUUCCUAAGAUCACUGUUGAGGGUGGAGGCGCAGACAUGUUUAGUGACAUGGGUAAUGAUCGUAGAUUUGGAGGAUCAAGAGAUCGUCAAUUUAGUAGUCCAGGUUUUGGACGAGAUGGUAAUCGUGGGGAUUCUGGGUAUGGCCGUUUUGGAGGUGGCAAUAGAAAUGGUGGAUUUGGCCGUUCUGAUGGUGGUGGUCAGUUUUCCAGUCAAAUGAGCGGACGUAGUCGGGUUGGUUAUAACAGAAAUCAAACGGGGAAUUCGAGUAGUCCCGGGUUUGGUAGUUUUGGUGAAGCUGGUAGUAGAUCAGAUCGUUCAAGUAGUUUUGGGGAGUUCGGUUCUGGUCGUUCUAGUGGGUUUGGGAACAAUUCUAGUAGUAGAUUUGGAAGCUUUGGAAAUAAAGAGUGACCAAGUAAAGUGGGGUUGACUUGUGACAAGGGAGGCAGAAAACAAAACAGGGCUGCACAGCUUUUUGAGAUUAUCAACAUAAACUAGAGGAACUGCGAAACGUUUCUUUUGUCAUUUUAAGAAAGUUGCUGAUGUAUUAAUGAAAUAUGAAUGUAGUGCUUAUGAUUGAGAAAUAAGCUCAUCAUCUUUUAUCAUCCUCUUGAUGUUACAAGUCACACAGGUUCUUGAGAUGUACGGUCAAUAUAUAUUUCAAACCAUUAGGAAAUUCUCUA